Hyla sarda is the source of this 5256-nucleotide messenger RNA. RefSeq names its product keratin-associated protein 10-2-like. The transcript is spliced from 2 exons. Bases 332 to 1411 code for a protein of 359 amino acids. The record is from RefSeq and is a predicted model, not a curated record. NCBI's taxonomy places the organism in Eukaryota, Metazoa, Chordata, Amphibia, Anura, Hylidae.
ACACAAAGGAGGAAAGAGUAGCUGCCGCUUAGCCUGAUGUAUGUUUCAUGUAUCAUGCAGCGUGUCAUUAUGAUUAAAAUCACAUUACAUAACAGCAGUGCAAUUCUGAGAUUAAAGUAACCUGCCAUUAACAACAACUUUUUAUAUAAUGUAGAGAAUACCAUUAUGUACAUUUGUAACAUACAAUGAUUAAAACAUUUUUGUAUUUUUGUAGAAAAAAAUACUCUCCCUGCGGCUAUCGCCUGUGUGUGUCUAGGAGGAGUCCAAAUACCAGAAGUGAGGGAAGGACAAGCAGGGUUCUGUGCAGGCUCCUAGCUUGUCAACCUUCCUGAUGUGUGAGCUGGAAGCUGUCAUAGAGCCUCACUGCACAAAGCCCUGCUUGUCCUCAGUGUACAGAGCCCUGCUUGUCCUCACUGCACAGAGACCUGCUUGUCCUCAGUGCACAGAGCCUUGCUUGUCCUCAGUGCACAGAGCCCUGCUUGUCCUCACUGUACAGAGUCCUGCUUGUCCUCAGUGUACAGAGCCCUGCUUGUCCUCAGUGUACAGAGCCCUGCUUGCCCUCAGUGUACAGAGCCCUGCUUGUCCUCACUGCACAGAGCCCUGCUUGUCCUCAGUGUACGGAGCCCUGCUUGUCCUCACUGCACGGAGCCCUGCUUGUCCUCACUGCACGGAGCCCUGCUUGUCCUCACUUCUCAGAGCCCUGCUAGUCCUCAGUGUACAGAGUCCUGCUUGUUCUAAGUGUACAGAGCCCUGCUUGUCCUCAGUGUACAGAGCACUGCUUGUCCUCAAUGCACAGAGCCCUGCUUGUCCUCACUGUACAAAGCCCUGCUUGUUCUCACUGCACAGAGCCCUGCUUGUUCUCACUGCACAGAGCCCUGCUUGUUGUCACUGCACAGAGCCCUGCUUGUGCUCACUUCACAGAGCCCUGCUAGUCCUCAGUGUACAGAGCCCUGCUUGUUCUAAGUGUACAGAGCCCUGCUUGUCCUCAGUGUACAGAGCACUGCUUAUCUGCAAUGCACAGAGCCCUGCUUGUCCUCACUGCACAGAACUCUGCUUGUUCUCACUGCACAGAGCCCUGCUUGUCCUCACUGUACAGAGCCCUGCUUGUCCUCAGUGUACAGAGCCCUGCUUGUCCUCACUGUACAGAGCCCUGCUUGUUCUCAGUGCACAUAGCCCUGCAUGUCCUCACUGCACAGAGCCCUGCUUGUCCUCACUGCACAGAGCCGCUUGUUCUCACUGCCCAGAGCCCUCCUUGUCCUCAGUGUACAGAGCCCUGCUUGUCCUCACUGCACAGAGCCCUGCUUGUCCUCAGUGUACAGAGCCCUGCUUGUCCUCACUGCACGGAGCCCUGCUUGUCCUCACUUCACAGAGCCCUGCUAGUCCUCAGUAUACAGAGCCCUGCUUGUUCUAAGUGUACAGAGCCCUGCUUGUCCUCAGUGUACAGAGCACUGCUUGUCCUCAAUGCACAGAGCCCUGCUUGUCCUCACUGCACAGACCCUGCUUGUUCUCACUGCACAGAGCCCUGCUUGUUCUCACUGCACAGAGCCCUGCUUGUUGUCACUGCACAGAGCCCUGCUUGUGCUCACUUCACAGAGCCCUGCUAGUCCUCAGUGUACAGAGCCCUCCUUGUUCUAAGUGUACAGAGCCCUGCUUGUCCUCAGUGUACAGAGCACUGCUUAUCUUCAAUGCACAGAGCCCUGCUUGUCCUCACUGCACAGAGCCCUGCUUGUUCUCACUGCACAGAGCCCUGCUUGUCCUCACUGUACAGAGCCCUGCUUGUCCUCAGUGUACAGAGCCCUGCUUGUCCUCACUGUACAGAGCCCUGCUUGUUCUCAGUGCACAGAGCCCUGCAUGUCCUCACUGCACAGAGCCCUGCUUGUCCUCACUGCACAGAGCCGCUUGUUCUCACUGCCCAGAGCCCUGCUUGUCCUCAGUGUACAGAGCCCUGCUUGUCCUCAGUGCACAGAGCCCUGCUUGUCCUCAGUGCACAGAGCCCUGCUUGUCCUCAGUGUACAGAGCCCUGCUUGUCCUCACUGCACAGAGCCCUGCUUGUCCUCAGUGUACAGAGCCCUGCUUGUUCUCAGUGCACAGAGCCCUGCAUGUCCUCACUGCACAGAGCCCUGCUUGUCCUCACUGCACAGAGCCCUGCUUGUUCUCACUGCACAGAACCCUGCUUGUCCUCAGUGUAUUGAACCCUGCUUGUCCUCAACGUACAGAGCCCUGCUUGUCUUCAGUGUGCAGAGCCCUGCUUGUCCUCAGUGUACGGAGCCCUGCUUGUCCUCACUGCACGGAGCCCUGCUUGUCCUCAGUGUACAGAGCCCUUCUUGUUCUCAGUGUACAGAGCCCUGCUUGUCCUCAGUGCACAGAGCCCUGCUUGUCCUCAGUGCACGGAGCACUGUUUGUCCCCAGUGCACAGAGCUCCCUUCUUGUUCUCAGUGUACAGAGCCCUGCUUGUCCUCAGUGUACAGAGCACUGCUUGUCCUCAAUGCACGGAGCACUGUUUGUCCCCAGUGCACAGAGCUCCCUGCUUGUCCUCAGUGCACAGAACCCUGCUUGUCCUCAGUGCACAGAGCCCUGUUUGUCCUCAGUGUAUAGAGCCCUGCUUGUUCUCAGUGUACAGAGCCCUGCUUGUCCUCAGUGUACAGAGCCCUGCUUGUUCUUAGUGCACAGAGCCCUGCUUGUCCUAAAUGCACAUAGCCCUGCUUGUCCUCAGUGCACAGAGCCCUGUUUGUCCUCAGUGUACCGAGCUCUGCUUGUCCUCACUGCACAGAUACCUGCUUGUCCUCAGUGUACAGAGCCCUACUUGUCUUCAGUGUCCUGAGCCCUGCUUGUCCUCAGUUACAGAGCCCUGCUUGUUCUCAGUGUACAGAGCCCUGCUUGUCCUCAGUGUACAGAGCACUGCUUGUCCUCAAUGCACAAAGCCCUGCUUGUCCUCAAUGGACAGAGCCCUGCUUGUCCUCAGUGCCCAGAGCCCUGCUUGUCCUCACUGCACAGAACAGUGUUUGCCCUCAGUACACAGAGCCCUGCUUGUCCACAGUGGACACAGCACAGUUUGUCACCAGUGCACAGAGCUCCCUGCUUGUCCUCAGUGUACAGAGCCAUGCUUGUCCUCAGUGUACAGAGCCCUGCUUGUCUGCAAUGCACAGAGCCCUGCUUGUCCUCAAUGCACAAGAGCCCUGCUUGUCCUCAGUGCACAGAGCCCUGCUUGUCCUCAGCGCACAGAGCCCUGCUUGUCCUCACUGCACAGAGCCAUGCUUGCCCUCACUGCACAGAGCCCUGCUUGUCCUUAGUGUACAGAGCCCUGCUUGUCCUCAGUGUACAGAGACCUGCAUGUCCUCAGUGCACAGAGCCCUGAUUGUCAUCAGUGCACAGAGCCCUGCUUGUCCUUAGUGCACAGAGCCCUACUUGUCCUCAGUGUACAGAGCCCUGCUUGUCCUCACUGCACAGAGCCCUGCUUGUCCUCAGUGUACAGAGCCCUGCUUGUCCUCGGUGAACAUAGCCCUGCUUGUCCUCACUGCACAGAGCCCUGCUUGUUCUCAGUGUACAGAGCCCUGCUUGUCCAUUCACACUUCCUGUAUGUGGACUACUCACAUUUUUUAACCAAUGUAUAUUACAAACAUACAUAUAAUGGUAUUAGCUACAUUAUAUAAAAAGUUAUACUGAUGAAAGGUACAUUUCAAAUUAUGCUCUAUGGUCUAGAAUAAAAGCAAGGUAGAAAAUGGCAUAAAAUGCACAUACAUCAUACCACUGCCAGGUACAGUAUAUUGUCUUCUCUGCAUCUACAUAGUACACUUAUAGGCCUUAGAAAUAACUUUGGAAUCUAUGCGUUAUAACAGUAACACAUGCUGUUUUUUCACAUUCAUAAGAGUAAUGUAUAGGCAGUAGUUUUCAGAAUUUUAUAACUAUAUUUACAUUUUAGUAAGUGGAAGAUAAUGCUUGUCUGGAAACACAUGCUUCACUGUUUUGACAGUGUAAUUUAUUUACUCUCUUCGACUGCACAGGAUUUGAAUCAGAUGAUGAAGAAGAAGCGUAAACUAUUUAUUUACAGUCCCGAUCCUGGCCAUGUAACCCUUUGACCCAUAACAUUGAUUGCCGUGCUGAUAAAGGAACUGAUGGCUUUUGUGUCCUCAGAAAGAAGAAGCUCCAGUUGAUAAAGUACAACAACCCCUGCUAAUGUUCCCUGUGCAUGAGAACUACAACACAGACAUGCCAAUUCAGUAGUUGUGAUGCACGUCCCUGCACAUCAGGUGGCUGGAAGUGCUCCCGUAUAAAAGAACUGCCAAAAGGGGACUUAAUUCUGAAUUGACAGUGGUCUUGAUAUAGACGUCAGAUAAAGAACCAAGUGAUUUGCCAUAACACAUACAUGCUAUCUAAACUGUAUGAUGAAUGCAAUCCAAACACACCCUCUGUCUUUGUUUUCAGAAUUCUUUAUAAAUAGGACAUCCUAUAUCCCACUGCACCUGUUGACAAGUUAUAUUAAGGAUACAAUUCCAAUUCUAAUUUAUCUUAUAGGUCCCUCAGUUUAUGAUUGGAAUUGCUUAUCGUCAACUUGUAGUGUUUGGGGUAGGCUAUAUAUAUGGGAUAACACAUAUGGACACGCUCUGUUCAUUAUUAUAAGGUCACACUCUGGCAGGUUGAAAGCCGUGUAUUUGGUACAGAACAGCAAUAACACUAUGUUAUUGCAAUGCUUUAUUGAGGCACGUAUAAGCCUUCAAACCAUUAAAACAAGGAGUAUAGCCGAGUACAAAAGGUUACCAGCCAGGUCAGAAAGAAAAUUAGAGAGGAGUGCCAGUCUGCGAUAAAACCUGUAAAAUACACGCUGUUGUCUAAAGGUCUAUAACUAUGACAUGACUAUGAAACCUCAGGAAUAAUUCUCUUUGCAUAAAACUAUAGCAAAAAUGUCUAUAAUAAAGAUGAUUUGUCAACAUUUUUGUGCUGCCCAUAUCACAAGCAGCAUAAAACUGGUGCAGGGCGUUUUAGAUAAAUCAUAGUUUAAAAAUGCCACCGGACCUGGGUAACUAGUCACAAGGGGUAGUCCCUGUGGCUUGUCUAUGCCCUGCCUGCUCUGAGGGAUGCGUCUUUUUCUGUCUGUGUGUAGGGAGCGACAUGUCACUCAGUGGUUGCAGGGCUGAUGGACAAUUGAUGGACAAAACCUGAUAUUAUCUAUAGUACACACCUGAGUUCUCCAACUUUUCUGGCUUGUAAACCACUUUAACAUAUGACAGUGAGUCACAAAUAUGUAAGAAAAAAAGUCUU